Messenger RNA from Leptonychotes weddellii (Weddell seal), 1169 nucleotides. RefSeq names its product jagunal vesicle mediated transporter 1 (gene JAGN1). Gene Ontology annotation, cellular component: endoplasmic reticulum membrane. The record is from RefSeq and is a predicted model, not a curated record. Lineage: Eukaryota; Metazoa; Chordata; Mammalia; Carnivora; Phocidae. Gene Ontology annotation, biological process: vesicle-mediated transport; granulocyte colony-stimulating factor signaling pathway; endoplasmic reticulum organization.
GGCCGGAAGUUGGCCUCACCGAAUCGCGCGGCUGUUAGGGUGGCAAGCCGAGGCGGCGUUAUCUGGGUGUGCAGGCAGUUCGGCACGGUAGUGGGUCGGCGUGAGGGGCUCUGGGGUUCUGGGCGGGGAUAAUGGCAUCUCGGGCAGGCCCGCGAGCGGCCGGUACCGACGGCAGCGACUUUCAGCACCGGGAGCGCGUCGCCAUGCACUACCAGAUGAGUGUGACUCUCAAGUAUGAAAUCAAGAAGCUGAUCUACGUGCAUCUGGUCAUAUGGCUGCUGCUGGUUGCCAAGAUGAGCGUGGGACACCUGAGGCUAUUGUCACAUGAUCAGGUGGCCAUGCCCUAUCAGUGGGAAUACCCAUAUUUGCUGAGCAUUGUGCCCUCUCUCUUGGGCCUCCUCUCCUUCCCUCGAAACAACAUUAGCUACCUGGUGCUCUCCAUGAUCAGCAUGGGGCUCUUUUCCAUAGCUCCCCUCAUUUAUGGCAGCAUGGAGAUGUUCCCCGCUGCACAGCAGCUCUACCGCCAUGGAAAGGCUUACCGCUUCCUCUUUGGUUUUUCUGCCGUCUCUGUCAUGUACCUGGUGUUGGUGCUGGCGGUUCAAGUGCAUGCCUGGCAGUUAUACUACAGCAAGAAGCUCCUAGACUCUUGGUUCACCAGCACACAGGAGAAGAAGCGUAAAUGAAGCCUGCCUGAUGGACUAUUCUGUGGGGUGAAGCCUGGGCCUCUUACUGAGCCUAGUGAGAAGGUAGAGGAGCUGUUCUGAAAUUGUUGGUGAUUUUGGCAGCUAGUGCAAACCAGGCCCACGUUCUGGAAAGCUCCUGUUGCCACCAGCUGAGGUGGCAAAACUAUAUUUAAUUUAUUCCUGGUUGGCUGGAACUGGGUGAUCAACAACUAUAAAGCAAACUUCAACUGGUUGAAGUUGAGGCCCUUCAGGGUUUUUCUUUAAGACGGAGUCUCAUCCUUGCCUCUUCUUGGUCAUUCUUUCCACUUCCAUCCAUUACCCCGUAGCCGUCAAGACUGAAAGAGAUAGGGAAUAAAUCAAAUUCUACUUCAAUCUGUAGGUGGUGGGGCAGGAAACAUUUGGGAGGCUCCCCCUGCAGGCUGUGGUCUCUACUGCAAAGCAUUUUAAUUAAAAAGAACUUCAAUAAAAUUACAACUGCCUUGUCAA